Arthroderma uncinatum is the source of this 4782-nucleotide messenger RNA. RefSeq lists its product as uncharacterized. Gene Ontology annotation, biological process: lipid transport; transmembrane transport. Gene Ontology annotation, cellular component: intracellular membrane-bounded organelle; membrane. The record is from RefSeq and is a predicted model, not a curated record. The transcript is spliced from 4 exons. The coding region runs from base 1 to 4782 and encodes 1593 amino acids. Lineage: Eukaryota; Fungi; Ascomycota; Eurotiomycetes; Onygenales; Arthrodermataceae. Gene Ontology annotation, molecular function: ATP hydrolysis activity; lipid carrier activity; ABC-type transporter activity.
AUGGCUUUCAUACGGCAGGUUUGGGCACUUACCAGGAAGAACUUCCUGAUUGCGCUGGUUCGACCAUACAUUACAACGCCACUACGAGCUUUCUUGCUUCCGGUGAUUUUAAUUGCCUUCUUAUCAUUUGCUCGUAAUUUGUUUGUCGUCCCGUCGAAAUAUGGAAUUGCACCAGCCACGCCUCUCUUAGCUCUCGGUGAUGCCCUGAACUCGGUGUCUUCUUCACGGACAAAUGUGGUCUUCGUCAAUAAUGGCUUCACUAAUGGUGAUAUCGCACGAGUUAUCGACCAGGUCUCCAUGCCUGUCCGUGCAAGUGGGAAAUCUGCCACUGUACUAUCGUCAACCGAUGCAGUCCAGGAUAUCUGCAAAAGCUCGAUCUUGGGCACAAGCUCUUGUGUAGCUGUUGCUGUCUUUGCCUCCUCCCCGACUGAGGGAAACGGCCGCAAAUGGAACUAUACUAUCAAGGCUGACGGUGCUCUCGGGAAGAAUAUCGAUGUCAAGUCGACCACCAACGAUGCGCAAACAUAUAUUCUCCCGUUCCAGCACGCCAUCGACUGGGCAAUAGCUUCUGUCAAUGGUACAGCCGGACCAACUAACCAACAGGUCAUGCAAUACCCCUAUACGUCGAAAUCUGAAGAAGAGCGUAUCAAGGAUACUCGUAUCAGAUAUACUGGCACGAUCAUCGAUAUCCUAGGCAUCGCGUUCCUCGUGGGUAGCAUUGGUAUCACGUAUCAGUUGACUGGCAUUGUUGCAACCGAGCGAGAGCUGGGCAUUUCCCAGCUUAUUGACUGCAUGAUACCGACCACAAGUCCCUGGAAAUCCCAAGCUGCACGUUUCCUCGCAGUCCAUCUCGCACUCGACGCUAUCUACUUGCCAGGCUGGGUCGCAAUGGCCAUAAUCCUGAAAGCUGUUGUCUUUACCAAAUCCUCCGUGGGUAUACAGAUCAUAUUCCAGCUCCUAUCCGGCCUAUCCUUGGCCUCGUUUGCUUUGUUCGGGGCAUCGUUCUUCAAAAAGGCACAACUCAGUGGAAUUGCAGUCGUUAUCACCUCAUUGGUCCUCGGUAUCAUUGCUCAAGUCGUCCGACCAUCUAGUGCCGCUGCUGUUGCUAUUCUAUCCUUCCUGUUCCCACCUAUGAACUAUAUCAAUUUUGUCGUUUUCAUGGCGAGAUGGGAAAGGCAGGAUCAAGCGACCAAUCUAGUCAAGGGUGCCCCAGAAAGUCCCUGGAGUAUUCCCGGGAUUGCCUUUUGGAUAUUUGCCCUCAUUCAUAUUAUAGUUUUCCCUGCCCUUGCCGCCCUUGUCGAGCGUCUACUUCAUGGCACUGGGUCAAAGUGCAGGAAGAGCAUAAGAUCAGAUUCAGCUUCUCAUGCCGUCGUUCUUAGCGGUUUCUCAAAGCAGUAUAAACCAAGCUGGUUUUACCGAACAGUCGCCCCGAUUUUCGGAAGUCGACGAGAAACAGUCUUGGCUGUCGACAACCUCAACCUCCGCGUCACCAAGGGUGAAAUCAUGGUGCUUCUGGGAGCUAACGGCAGUGGGAAAUCAACAACACUCGACGCCAUAUCGGGAGUUUCAAAAACGACAUCUGGAGAGGUCUCUGUGGCCUACCCUGAAAAUGCGGGAGGUUUCGGCAUGUGCCCUCAGAAGAACGUUAUUUGGGACAAACUUACUGUUCAAGAGCAUAUCUCGAUCUUUAAUGGUUUGAAAACUCUUGGGAAGCCUGACACUAAGGAGCAAAUCGCGGAGCUUGUAGCUGCCUGCGACUUGGAUAAGAAACUAAGCGCCCGCGCAGGAACUCUAUCUGGUGGUCAGAAGAGAAAGCUCCAAUUAGCUAUGAUGUUCACGGGUGGAUCAUCAGUUUGCUGUGUUGAUGAGGUUUCAUCCGGUCUCGACCCGAUUUCUAGACGAAAGAUAUGGGACAUUCUCCUGGCUGAACGCGGAAAACGAACCAUUUUACUCACGACCCAUUUCCUCGAUGAAGCCGAUGUGAUCGCCGACAGCAUUGCAAUCUUGUCCAAGGGUGUCCUUAAGGCUGAAGGUUCUAGCGUUGAACUCAAGCACAAGCUUGGAUCCGGCUAUAGAAUAUACGUUUAUCAAGGGCUUACGUCGGAGAAAUUGCAAUUACCAGAUACCCUGCGGACAGAGGUUCUUCACGACCAGGUUAUCUACACCGUCCCCGAUUCUUCACAGGCAGCGAAUUUUGUAAGGCAACUGGAGGAAAAUGGAAUUACUGAGUACCGUGUUAGUGGUCCAACUAUUGAGGAUGUGUUCUUAAAGGUUGCCGAAGAGAUUCAAUACGAAGCUGAAGCUUGGGACGAGGAUGGGAAGAGCGGGAAAGGAUCUGACAAGACUCCGCAUCUCCUCACUGGCCGUCGAAUUGGAAUGGCUCAACAGGCAUGGAUCUUGAUAUGCAAAAGAGCUACGAUUCUCCGUCGAAACUAUCUCCCCAGUAUUGCCGCGUUCCUACUCCCCAUCAUUGCAGCUGGAUUGGUAUCUCUUUUGAUGAAGGAUUACACACUUCCCGCAUGCAACGGGCCCGCCGCAUUCUCUGAAUCCGACGUCAACUCCUUUUUAAACCAGGUUAAGCUGAAGCUGGUAAUUGGACCACGCAGCAAACUUACGGCAGAAAGUUUGUUAUCCCUUGGUGGUAGAGUUGGAGGCGCUGGUGGUGGUUCGCUCCCAGCAAAUGUCACCAAUGCUCUGCGUGACGGCACUCAUAUCGUGGACACUCUCCAGGAGUUCAACGAUUACAUUAGUACUAACUUCCGGAAUAUUACUCCCGGCGGAUUCUACCUUGGAGAUGACAUGUCGCCGCCGACGCUCGCGUGGAAAGGAAAUGGAGGCGUUGCCUUGGCCUCAAUUCUACAAAACCAAAUGGAUAAUCUUUUGAACAAUGUCUCUAUCUCUACCCAGUACCAGAUCCUCGAGGUGCCAUGGAUAUCGUCAGCCUCAAGCACACUCCAACUUGUCAUCUACCUAGGCCUGGCCUUGUCGGCCUAUCCGGCUUUCUUCGCUCUUUAUCUUACCGUGGAGAAGCUUCGGCAUGUUAGGGACCUACACUACAGCAAUGGUGUCAGGAGUCUUCCACUAUGGCUUUCCUACUUAUCAUUUGACUUUACUAUUGCCCUUACUUCUACUGUUAUAAUGGUAGUAGUUUUCAGAGCGGUUUCCUCAAGCUGGUACCAUUUGGAAUAUCUUUUUGUCGUGUUUUUCCUCUACGCCAUUACGGCGACGCUAUUCGCAUAUAUCGUUUCAGUAUUCGCUUCAUCGCAACUGGCUGCCUUCGCUUUUGCAGCUGGAGGACAAGCGAUACUAUUCCUCGUCUACCUCAUUGCAUAUAUGAGUGUGGUUACCUAUGCACCAACGGAAAAGGUACAAAGCCUCCUAUUAGUAGUGCACUUCGCUAUUGCUGUGAUAUCGCCCAUCGGCAAUGUAAUCCGCGCCCUCUUCGUUGCCUUGAAUGUCUUCUCGACCAUCUGCAGAGAUAAAGAGAUAGUCAGUUACCCCGGUGAUAUUACGGCAUAUGGUGGCCCUAUCCUUUACCUCAUUUUGCAAGCGUUUGUAUUGUUUGGGGUACUCUUAUUCUGGGACUCGGGUCUAUCAUUCCGUCGCUUUACGAAAACAAAAAGAUCUGAUGCAGAGGAAGAAGUAAAUGGUGACCCAAACAUUGGAAAUGAACUCCAGCGUGUGUCGAGUUCUAAUGAUGGCCUCCGUGCCAUCCACUUGACCAAGUCGUUUGGAAAAUUCACUGCAGUCGAUGAUGUUACGUUCGGUGUUCCCCGUGGUGAAGUAUUCGCUCUCCUCGGUCCUAACGGUGCUGGAAAGUCCACCAUUAUCAGUUUAAUCCGAGGAGACCUUCAGCCCUCCAACAGCAGCGGCGAAAUAUUUGUCGAAAAUACACCAGUCACUACACAGCGAGCUACCGCACGCUCCCAUAUGGGCGUUUGUCCACAGUUUGACGCCAUGGAUCAGCUUACUGUGCUCGAACAUCUAAGGUUCUAUGCACGCAUUCGAGGAAUUCCAGACGUGGAGCAUAAUGUCCGCGAAGUUAUCCGAGCCGUAGGUCUUAUGCUUUAUGGUAACAGAAUGGCCAUGCAGCUUUCAGGUGGAAACAAGAGGAAACUAUCUCUUGGAAUUGCAUUGAUGGGAAAUCCAACAGUGCUCUUGUUGGAUGAGCCAUCGUCAGGAAUGGACGCAGCUUCAAAACGAGUUAUGUGGCGCACGCUUGAGUCAGUCGUCCCCGGCCGGUCGCUGGUCUUGACAACUCAUUCGAUGGAAGAAGCCGAUGCGCUAGCUACCCGUGCUGGUAUCAUGGCCAAACGAAUGCUCGCCAUCGGCACUACCGAUGAUCUCCGCCGCCGUCAUGGAAAUGCAUAUCACGUCCAUAUUGUCCACAAGGACGCACCACAUACCUCCGAAGUAGACAUGGCAGAAAUCCGCGAUUGGAUCGCUAAUACCCUCCCGAGCGCAUCGGUCGAACGAAAGACCUACCACGGCCAACUUCGAUUCAGCCUGAGCGGCUCAUCCCCCCUUUCUGACUUACGGGACGGUACAUCUGACCGACGGCGCCAGACCAGCGAGGAUGACUACAUCUCUCCUGAUUCCCCUGGAACUGCGCAAAGCAAUGGCAACCACGAUAGCCGCAUCGGUACUAGCAAACUCUUCUCACUCCUUGAGCAGAACAAAGAACGCCUUGGCUUCGCCUAUUAUUCUGUCAGCCAAACUACACUUGACCAAGUGUUUUUGACAAUAGUCGGGCAGCACAACAUCAAAGAAGAAGGCGAGUAA